GGGGCUGCCCCGGUGCAGGGCCAGUGCAGGGCUGGCCGGCCAGGCGCCCCUGGGGCCCGUAGCCUGAGCAUCACCGGGGGGUUGCCGGAGAUGCAGAUUCUCAGGACUCAGUAGGGACCUGGGAAAUCGGGACCCUGGGGCACCCAUGCUCCCUCCAGUCUAGGUGAGAGACGAUGAGGCCGAGCUUGGGUCCUGGCAGUGGGUGGGGACUCCCAGGGUGGCUGGGAGCAGAUGAUAGGCCUCAGUUUGCAGCAGCAAGGGGAAGAUGGCCCCUGCGCUUGGCUUGGGCGACUUCAGGCUCAGACCCACGAACCCCCUCUGGCUCGUCCCCCAGCCUCCUAGUGUCUCCCAGAGGUCUCCCAGUCUCAUUCCUACCUCCAGCCAGCGCGCCCCCCUCCUCCCCCUUACUGCCCUUAGGAAGUGUUCCCUUCUUCACAAACAAGCUGGCUCCCAGCCGUCCUGGUAGUCAGGGCGGUUGCCACAGCAAUUGACAUCAGCAAUCGGUCCCCAAGGAGCCGGCACCUUACUGCCUGCCCCAGUGUCACAUUGCCGCCUCUGCAGGAGCGAGAGGAGGCACUUGGGCCUCCCCCUCAAACACUGCAUUUGGAGAACGGGUGGGGCUGGGCAGAGGAGAGGGGACCCUGGAGGGCGGAGGUGGGCGGGCCCUGCCGUGGCCUCUUCUCCCUGAGGCCGAGGCCCCAGCCCACUCAGCUCCUGGACGCUGGCGGAGCAGCAGCCCUCAGCCAUGGCAGAGGCCGGGCCGCAGAAGCCGCAGCUGGACAUGCCACUGGUGCUGGACGAGGACCUGACCAAGCAGAUGCGGCUGCGCGUGGAGAGCCUGAAGCAGCGCGGCGAGAAGCGCCAGGACGGCGAGAAGCUGCUGCGGCCGGCCGAGGCCGUGUACCGCCUCGACUUCAUCCAGCAGCAGAAGCUGCAGUUCGAGCGCUGGGACGUCGUGCUGGACAAGCCGGGCAAGGUCACCAUCACGGGCACCUCCCAGAACUGGACCCCCGACCUCACCAACCUCAUGACGCGCCAGCUGCUGGACCCCGCCGCCAUCUUCUGGCGCAAGGAGGACUCGGAGGCCAUGGAUUGGAACGAAGCUGAUGCCCAGGAGUUCGGGGAGCGCCUGUCAGACCUGGCCAAGAUCCGCAAGGUCAUGUACUUCCUCAUCACCUUCGGCGAGGGCGUGGAGCCCGCCAACCUCAAGGCCUCGGUGGUUUUCAACCAGCUCUGAUGCGGAGCGCCAUCCCCACCACCCUCUGCCCACCUGCCUCUCCUCGCUGCCCUCCUCUGCCCAGGUGUGUUUUGGGGGACGCUGGCUGCCCACCUGUACCCUUGGCCAGAUGCCCCUCCCUGCUCCCCUGCUCCUGGGGCCAGCGCGGCUCCGGGAGUGCACUCCAGGCUGCAUAGUCUAGAAGCCGGACCAGCUGCCGCCGUGUAGACAGCUGAGGCCUGGGCGGGCAGCGGGUGGACGGUGGCCAAGCCAGAUGCCUUCCUGCUUCACUGUGGGUCAGAGAGACUGAGAGACCGAGCGGCAGGCACACGCAGAUCAGAAGAACUAGCGGUCUGCCCCCACCCAUGGCAGGACCAGGAGACGGCAGGAGCUGCUCCCCCGGGGGUGGCCACGGCACCCGAAGCCCGUGCAGAGGCCAUCACCCGCCUGAGCCCUCAGGAAGACUCUGUUCCUGGCACCAGCCCGGGGCUCCGUGAUCCCUCAGGACCCUGAGGAUGUGGCAGGGUGGCCUCGGCGUUGAUGGGGACAGUGGGAGUGGUCGCACCCUGAGGCUGUGCAGGCCUAGCUCUGGCUCCUCUGGAAACAACCAGGAGUGUGGGGGGCGGGAAUAGCAAAGUCCCAGGGGUCCAUGUGUCCGUCUGCAUUUUCCUUCGCGAGCGCAUGCUCCCUGGGGUUCACAACGGAUGCUCAGGCUCCAUGCCUGCCUGGGGGCCUGUCCAGCAUUGGCCUCCCAUAGUGCUGCAGGCUUGUGAACCUGGUGGGGCUCCCUGAGCUGGGAGUCAGGUCCACGCAGGGAAGCGGGGAGCCGGUGCUGAGGGAGCUCCCCGUGCUCUGCAGCUUGAAGCAGUGGGUUUUCUGGGAGGGCCAGCUCUCCCCAGGUCGAUGCUCAGGGAAGGUGGGAUUCACCCCGAGGUGGCAUCCAUUGGCAUAUCUUGGGCUUAUUUAGUGGAGCCGAAGGGUGCGGUGGAGGGGCCUGGUGGGCAUUACGAUGGUGAUGGUCAGACGUGACCUGGAGUUGGCAGUGACAUGAUGGCAGGAUGCUGGCCUCUGAGGCCAUUGGUACAGCCCCUUACCAGACAGACAGGGGAACUGAGGCUCCACCCGCAGCAGAUUCAGUCCAGCCGAGCUUCAUCCGCUGUCACAGCGCACAGGCCCAGGGAGCUCUCCCUUAAGGGAGGGGCCUGACGUGCCACCCGGCAUCAGAAAGGCCACCUUGGCCAGUGUCCUGUCACCCUUCUCAGGGCCAGCCCUGUGUAUGGUCUCGCAGGUCAGGGCCAUGCCCACGACAGACCCUUCACAGAGAGAGCCAGCAGGAGAUGCCAGGGCUCUGGGACCCCUGGAGGGUCCGCGCCAUCAGUGAGGGCUGGAGCCACUGGGAGGGCCGCCCACCUGAGCCGUCAUGUGCGAGCCCUGAGCCUCCUGACCUCUGGGGCCUCUUCUGACCCUGCCUGUCCGGCUGUCCGCAGGUGCGAGGAGGCCGGACUCCCGCGCCAUGGCCUCUUGCAUUUCUUUGCUUGCC
Messenger RNA from Tupaia belangeri chinensis (Chinese tree shrew), 2756 nucleotides. RefSeq names its product olfactory marker protein (gene OMP). NCBI's taxonomy places the organism in Eukaryota, Metazoa, Chordata, Mammalia, Scandentia, Tupaiidae. Gene Ontology annotation, cellular component: cytosol; neuronal cell body; axon. Gene Ontology annotation, biological process: sensory perception of smell; signal transduction. The record is from RefSeq and is a predicted model, not a curated record. Bases 746 to 1237 code for a protein of 163 amino acids. The transcript has a single exon.